Messenger RNA from Alosa alosa (allis shad), 3215 nucleotides. It is a transcript of the gene smg8, whose product is annotated as SMG8 nonsense mediated mRNA decay factor. Gene Ontology annotation, biological process: nuclear-transcribed mRNA catabolic process, nonsense-mediated decay. The record is from RefSeq and is a predicted model, not a curated record. The coding region runs from base 67 to 2841 and encodes 924 amino acids. The transcript is spliced from 4 exons. NCBI's taxonomy places the organism in Eukaryota, Metazoa, Chordata, Actinopteri, Clupeiformes, Clupeidae.
UUGACGACACUCACGGAAGUAGGCUAGUCCACUCCCCGUCUGUAAUGUUUAGAAGCUUUGGCCAUCAUGGCUCUGCCAGUUAGUAUAGGAGCUUUUUUACAGUCUGAGAUUAUAGAGGACCCUCUAUACAAAGAUGAGGGUGUUUGUGUUUUGGGAAUAUUUGGUAAAAGCGCAAUGCAACCCGGAUCCCCCAAAGAAUCACUCCUCAACACACUGGCUGACAAGCACAUUUUCUCUCUGUUUGGGCUAGGUGACACGGAUAACCAGGAAAGUGGAGCCGUGAUUCAGGCGUAUUAUAAUCAAGAAAGCCGCGUAUUAUAUCUCGUGCUGACUUCAGUGUUUGAUAAUCGACAGCUUCUCAAAGCAUGUGAGACUUUGUGCGCGGGUGUCGGACACGCAGAGGCUCACGAGUUCUGGAAGGGAGCUGAGAAGCAACACUGUAUGCAGUUGCUCUACCUUUUCUCAUUGUGCCAUGUUCUUUUGUUAAUACACCCGACCUGCUCAUUUGAUGUGACUUAUGACAAACUGUUCCGCGCUUUGGACGCACUUCGUCAAAAGGUACUACCACUACUAAGGGCUACUUUGAAAGAUUCGCCCGUUUCAAAAGAAUGGAAGAUGAACUGUCGCCCGUGUCCGCCUCGUUUGUUGUUCGUGUUCCAAAUGAACGGUACACUCAGAGUCAGUGGUCCUGGAAGUGGGAACGGCGCCGAUGGUUGUGGAGGAAACUCGGACAGGCCCAAAAAGCAUUCUCCGCGAAGACGCCUGCAACACGCUCUUGAGGAUCAAAUUUAUAGAAUUUUUCGUAAAAGUCGAGUCCUCACCAAUCAAAGCAGCAACUGUCUCUUUACAGUACCUGCUAACCAGGCAUUUGUGUACGUCGUUCCUGGACCCGACGAAGAUCCAGUCGGUGCGCUGCUGACUCAGUUGCGCUCCAACUGCGCCCUGCGGGAAAAUGACACAGGCACUCCAGCACCAGGUCCAAGGCGCUACAACCAAAUGCGCCACUCGUCUAGACAGCCCUCUUUCAAUGUGGAGAACACGAACCUCUCCUCCGGGGGUCAGCUCGUGGACUGCACUUUGAAGGAGUUUUUGUGGCAGCAUGUGGAGUUAGUGCUGACCAAGAAAGGCUUCGAUGACAGUGUGGGUCGCAAUCCCCAGCCCUCACAUUUUGAGUUGCCCACUUACUCCAGAUGGGCGCAGGUGGCCUACCGUCUUCACCAAGUGAUGAUGACCAACACAGAAGAGGAAAUGGCUGAGAUCGCCAUCAAAGUCCAGGCACAGCUGAAAGUGUUGGAGGGCUUCCUGGACGCCGAGGCCAAGUUCUCUGAGAACCGUUGCCAGAAGGCUCUCCCUCUGGCCCAUAGCGCUUACCAGUCCAACCUUCCUCACAACUACACGACCACGGUCCACAAAAACCAGCUGGCCCAAGCACUGCGCGUCUACAGUCAGCAUGCUCGUGGCAUCGCCUUCCAGCGCUACGCCAUGCAGCUGCAUGAGGACUGCUAUAAGUUCUGGAGCAAUGGGCACCAGCUGUGUGAGGAGCGGAGCCUCACUGACCAGCACUGUGUGCACAAGUUCCAUCUCCUGCCCAAGCCAGGAGAAAAGCCAGAGUUGGACCACAACCCUCCAAUCAUGCAGCACAACAGCAGGGGGCGCUCUAGCAGCGCCUGUAACUGUGGCAGGAAGCAGAGCCCUCGGGAAGACCCCUUUGAUAUUCAGGCAGCCAACUAUGACUUCUACCAGAUGCUGGAGGAGAAGUGCUGUGGGAAGCUGGAGCGGAUCCAGUUCCCAGUGUUCCAGGCCAGCACCCCUGACCCGGCCCCGGCCAGCGACGACACCAGCCGGACCCCUGAACCGGCGCUCCCUGCUGGUGAGGAGGAGGAGGGCGAGCACCUGAAGGAGAAAGAGGGCGCUGUGAGCCACACGCCGGGCGACAGCACGGGCCUGAGCUUGGCCCUGAGCCUGGGCCAGUCCACGGACAGCCUGGGGCCGUACGGGGACGGCACGGAGGGCCCGGAGAAGAGGCCCAGCGUGGUGGACCGCCAGCACUCCACCGUGGAGUACCUGCCCGGCAUGCUGCACUCCGGCUGCUCCAAGGGGCUGCUGCCCAAGUUCUCCAGCUGGUCGCUGGUCAAGCUGGGCCCGGCCAAGUCCUACAACCCACACACAGGCCUGGAGCAGCCUGGCUUCCUGCCCGGUUCCAACUUCUUGCUGCCUUGGGAUGUGGUCAUCCGCUGCCGCACGGAGGAGGACGUGGGCGCGGUGGAGCCGCUGGACGGCAGCUCCUCGUCCUGGCCUGCCCCCAACAAGGCGCUGGCUGGGAAGCGUGGUGGGGCGGGGUACCUGUGGCGCGGCCGUCGCCGGGACGACGUAGCUCGGGCCUUCGUGGGCUUUGAGUACGAAGACAGCAGGGGCCGGCGGUUCCUCAGCUCGGCACCUGACAAGGUGGUGAAGGUGCUGGGUCCGGGCGGUGCCAAAGAGCCGGCCACCAGGGCGCUCAACUCGGACAUGCCCCUGUACGUCCCCUCGCCCUCACAAGGCCGCGGCGUCAAGCCCCACUUCGCCCAGCUGGCACGCCUCUUCAUCGUGGUGCCUGACGCCCCUCUGGAGCUCACGCUCAGCCCUCAGGUGCAGCCAGGGCUGCCCCCAUGUCCGGUGUUCCACCCCGAGCAGCCGGAGGUGGUGCUGGCGCCGGACAGCAUGUGGGUCCUGCGCUUCCCCUACGCCUACGUGACGGACCGCGGGCCCUGCUACCCGCCCAAGGAGAACCAGCCCCUGGCCAGCUACAGGGUUCUGAGGGGCAUCCUGCGCGCCAACACAGCCAGUCCCCCACCGCAGUGAGCCUGUGCACUCUCUGGCGCCUCCAAUUGACUUGGCAAUGAUGAGAAUCAGGAGUGUUGGCUUUGAUGGAAUCAUGGACAUUGGCUGACAGUGACUGAUUUGGAAUUUUUCAGCUGUAACGGUGACCUCAGCCUGAGAGUGACGCUGUGCACCUGGUGUCAUCUCUAUGUCCAGUUAAGGUUACUGUUGCAGCACUCUUCUGUCCAGCUGCUUGAUGUGUUCAUGUACAUCUUGUUCUGAAAUAAUAAUGUCAGGUGAACCCAUUGUUUGGUCUUUCAUACUGAAGGAAUUGUGACGGUGAUGUGCUAGAGACCCAUUCACAUUUGCUUCGAGGGAACUGUGAUUUUCCUCUGAAUAAACUAAACAUUGAUGAA